AACUUUCUACAGAACUAACAGAGCUGUCUGCAUGUUCUUCACUCAGAUUUCACUCGCACCAACAUCUAUUUCUUUUGGAUGCCUCAGCAACAAAUAACUGAGGAAGCUGUGUUGAUCCGGAUGCCAAGGUGUGAAGGAAACAAGGAGACAAGGAUAUAAGGAAGGAGACAGACAUUCCAUCACAGCCCCCGUGGAGCUGCAGCCUGGGACGAGCCUACCGGCCGUGAUUUCUAAUCUUGGAGGAAAGGCAGACCAGAGAGGAGGACGCAGGUAUGCAAGGAAUGAGUCCGCUGAGAGGCUUCCCCUGGCUUUUGAUCUUCCUCUAUGCAGCAGCUGUGUGUGCAGGUGUGGGUGGUGCAAAGGUCGACAAUGUGUCGUCAGAAAUCUGUCGUCAUCCAUGUGAGGAGCUGGUGGGCUUGCUCACUGAGAUCCAAGGCCUGCGGAUUGUGACCAGCAACCUGCUUGAAGACCUGGAGAGAGUAUCAAGAGAAAAUGAAGAGAUGCGCAUAUCUUUGGCUGAGCUAAGCAACAGCAAUAGCAACACCGGCAGCAGCAGCAGCGGUGGCCGUGGCAAUCGCCGUGGCCAUGGCAAUGGAAAUGGCAAAGGCAGAGGCAAAGGCAAUGGCCGGGGCCAUGACAAUGGAAAUGGCAAAGGCAAUGGCAAUGGCAAUGGCAAUGGCCACGGCAAUGGAAAUGGCCACGGCAAUGGCCAUGGCCAUGGCAAUGGAACUGGCCACGGCAAUGGCAAUGGCCACGGCAAUGGAAAUGGCCACGGCAAUGGCCACGGCAAUGGCCACGGCAAUGGCAAUGGCAAUGGCAAUGGCAAUGGCCGUGGCCAUGACAAUGGAGAUGGCAAAGGCAAUGGCCAUGGCCAUGGCAAUGGAACUGGCCACGGCAAUGGCAAUGGCCACGGCAAUGGCAAUGGCAAUGGCAAUGGCAACAGCAACGGCAAUGGCAACGGCAAUGGCAACAGCAAUGGCCACGGCAAUGGCCACGGCAAUGGAAAUGGCCAUGGCAAUGGCAACGGCAAUGGCCACGGCAAUGGCAAUGGCAAUGGCAAUGGCAAUGGAAAUGGCCAUGGCAAUGGCAAUGGCCAUAACAAUGGAAAUGGAAAUGGCCAUGGCAAUGGCAAUGGCCAUAACAAUGGAAAUGGAAAUGGAAAUGGCCAUGGCAAUGGAAAUGGAAAUGGAAAUGGCCAUGGCAAUGGCAAUGGCCACAACAAUGGAAAUGGAAAUGACCAUGGCUAUGGUGAAGACUAUGGAGACGGUGACUAUGGAGACGGUGAUGGCUUUGGCGGAGAUGUCAACGAUCUUGACAGAGACAGAGACGGGGAGAUCUGGUGUGUGCAGGAUGGACGAGUGUAUGAGCAGGGGGAGGAUUGGGAGGUUGACAGCUGCACCUCCUGUACUUGCCAGGAUGGAAAGGUGGUGUGUCAACAGGUGUCUUGCCCUCCUGUAUCCUGCAUCAAUCCAUCCUUUAUUGAUGGAAAGUGCUGUCCUGUCUGUCUCAAUAAUGGAGAUGGCUGGUCCCCAUGGUCUGAGUGGACCGACUGUUCGGUCACCUGUGGACGUGGAGGGCAGCAAAGGGGCCGAUCCUGCAAUGGCAUCACGCCGUCCUGUGCUGGGCCGUCAGUCCAAACCCGCAGCUGCAUGCCGAUGAAAUGUGGCCGCAAGGUACGUGCUGAUGGGAACUGGGGCCUUUGGUCUCCUUGGUCUGCAUGUACGACCACAUGUGGUGAAGGCAACAUCACAAGGGUACGUCUCUGCAACAACCCCCCACCACAGAAGGGGGGCAAAGGCUGCACGGGCAGCGACAGGGAGACGCAACCAUGCAACAAUACACUCUGCCCCAUUGCUGGAGGCUGGACAAGCUGGACUGAGUGGUCACUCUGCUCAGAGACGUGUGGGGGAGGUCUUACAAUUCGCCAACGGGAGUGUUUGAACCCUGCUCCUCAACAUGGUGGGAAGCCUUGUGUUGGAGAUGCUGUGGACUAUGAAGCAUGCAACAAACAACCAUGUCCUAUAGAUAUAUGUUUGCUGUCAAAUCCAUGUUUUCCUGGAGUGGAGUGCACAUUACAUAGCGAUGGAUCAUGGGAAUGUGGACGCUGUCCAUUGGGUUUAAGUGGCAAUGGCACUCACUGUGAGGAUGAGAAUGAGUGUGAAGUGGAGGGUGUGUGUGUCACAGAAUGUGUAAACACAGACCCUGGUUACUACUGUCUGCCCUGUCCUCCUCGCUAUAAAGGCACUCAGCCAUAUGGCCUUGGACUGCAGCAAGCCCAGAGAAUCAAGCAGGUGUGUGAACCAUACAAUCCUUGCAAAGACAACACACACACCUGCCACAAGUAUGCUGAGUGUGUGUACCUGGGCCUGGCGUCUGAGGUUUUGUACAAGUGUGUGUGUGCUGUCGGGUUUGCGGGCGAUGGCUUCCUGUGUGGUGAAGACGCUGAUCUGGAUGGUUGGCCCAACAACAAAUUAACCUGCAAGCAGAAUGCAACCUAUCACUGUCAGAAGGACAAUUGCCCCAGGAUACCCAACUCUGGACAGGAAGACCUGGACAAGGACGGACAGGGAGACGCCUGUGAUCCUGAUGAUGACAAUGAUGACAUCCUAGAUGAGAGGGACAACUGCCCGCUGGUGUACAACCCUCGGCAGUUUGACUCUGACAGAGAUGGGGUUGGGGACCGCUGUGAUAACUGUCCAUUUGAUAGCAACCCGCUGCAGACAGACACUGAUGACAAUGGAGAGGGAGACGCCUGCAGCAUUGACAUGGAUGGAGAUGAGGCUCUGAAUGACCGUGACAACUGUCCCUUAGUUUACAACACUGACCAGAGGGACACAGACAUGGAUGGAGUUGGAGACCAGUGUGACAACUGUCCCCUUCUACACAACCCACUACAGCUUGACUCUGACAGUGACCUGGUGGGGGACAUGUGCGACAACAACGAGGACAUUGAUGAGGACGGCCACCAAAACUCUUUAGACAACUGUCCUUACAUUGCCAAUAGCAACCAGGCUGACCAUGACAAGGACGGGAAGGGAGACGCCUGCGACCAUGAUGAUGACAACGACGGUAUCCCUGAUGACCGGGACAACUGCAGACUGGUUCCCAACAGGGACCAGCUGGACUCUGAUGGUGAUGGUAGCGGAGAUGCAUGCUUUGACGACUUUGACAAUGACAGUAUUCCAGAUGCGCUGGAUCCCUGUCCAAUGAACCAGGAUAUCGGGUCAACAGACUUCAGGAAGUUUCAGGUUGUUUUGUUGGACCCUAAAGGCACCACGCAGUCUGACCCUCUCUGGGUGAUCCGCAGCCAAGGAACCGAACUGCUGCAGACAGCGAACUCGGACCCUGGCAUCGCUUUAGGAUAUGACAAGUUCAGCUCCCUAGACUUUAGUGUGACAUUUUAUGUGAAUACCAACCGAGAUGACGACUACGCAGGCAUCGUGUUUGCCUACCAAUCCAGUCGACGCUUCUAUGUCGUCAUGUGGAAACAGGUUUCUCAGGCCUACUGGGAGAAAAAGCCGUCCAAAGCUUUUGGCACAGCGGGAGUCUCAAUCAAACUGGUCAACUCGACUACAGGACCAGGAGAAUAUCUGCGCAAUGCUCUGUGGCACACUGGAAACACCAGACACCAGGUCAGAACAUUGUGGCAUGACCCCAAUAAAAUUGGCUGGAAGGACUUCACAGCCUACCGCAUGCACCUUAUCCACAGACCCAAGACUGGGUUCAUCAGGGUGGUGGUGUAUGAGGGCAGGGAGAUUUUAUCUGACUCGGGGGCAGUGUACGACCACACCCUGGCUGGAGGCAGACUGGGACUGUUUGUCUUCUCUCAGGAACACGUCCUCUUCUCAGACCUCAGAUAUGAGUGCAGAGAUAACUGAACAACCCACCAGAGAUCCACAUAAUUUCAGAAAAUCUGAAUACAACUGAGAGAGAGAGAGAGGAUGCACCACACCCAGAACCUUUAUCCUGCCAAGACUAUCAAUUAGUGACCAUCAUCUAUCUAUCAGCUUUUAUAUGCGACAGUAUUGAUUUCCGGCUGUCUCAUUCGCUGUAUAUUACCGUAAGAAUCAGACAGCAUUUCUAGUGACAGUAUACCCUCUUGUUGCUUUUCAUUUGCUUUUUGCUAAUGGUUGUAAAUAUUUAUUUAUUGCCAGAUGCCAGAGAGAUGGGAGAAUAAAUUGAUGAUGGAGUAAGUAGAGCACUGUGCAGAUGUCUGCUGGGAACUUAACAAUAAAAUAUUUGGAUUUUUUUCAA
Dicentrarchus labrax (European seabass) is the source of this 4254-nucleotide messenger RNA. RefSeq names its product thrombospondin-2. Gene Ontology annotation, cellular component: extracellular region. Bases 273 to 3878 code for a protein of 1201 amino acids. The transcript is spliced from 21 exons. The record is from RefSeq and is a predicted model, not a curated record. NCBI's taxonomy places the organism in Eukaryota, Metazoa, Chordata, Actinopteri, Moronidae. Gene Ontology annotation, biological process: cell adhesion; negative regulation of angiogenesis. Gene Ontology annotation, molecular function: protein binding; calcium ion binding.